Malania oleifera is the source of this 1173-nucleotide messenger RNA. RefSeq names its product 1-aminocyclopropane-1-carboxylate oxidase homolog 1-like. The transcript is spliced from 3 exons. The record is from RefSeq and is a predicted model, not a curated record. Lineage: Eukaryota; Viridiplantae; Streptophyta; Magnoliopsida; Santalales; Ximeniaceae. The coding region runs from base 34 to 1173 and encodes 379 amino acids.
CACCUGUUCUUUCGGACGUAAAACAGAGAAGCAAUGGAAAUCUCAAGCAUGAGGCAAUCCUUCCCUGAACUCGCCAUGGACUAUGACCGAACCGCCGAGCUAAAAGCUUUUGACAAAACGAAAGCUGGUGUCAAAGGACUGACAGAUGCCGGUUUGAAGCAUAUCCCAAAGAUAUUCGUCCGACCACCGGAAGAACUCGCCGAGGAGCUGAACUGUCCGCGCUCCAAUCUUCGGGUGCCGGUCAUUGACCUCGCCGGAAUCGAUAUCGCCGACCGACGCAAGGAGACUGUCGAGGAAGUCAAGGUUGCAGCAGAGAAGUGGGGCUUCUUCCAGGUGGUGAACCAUGAAAUCCCCUUGAAGGUAAUGGAUGGGAUGAUUCAUGGGCUGCGCUUGUUCAAUGAGGGAGACCAGGAGGUUAAGAAAGAACUCUACACUCGAGAUCGCCGGAGGAAAGUGAGAUUCAACUGCAACCAUGAUUUGUAUAAGUCCCAAACCGCCAACUGGAGGGACACCUUGACUAUCUCUAUGCUGGCUUCUGAUAGCUUCGAUCCGGAAAUACUACCCGUUUCAUGCAGAGAAACGACGACGGAGUACGCAAGGCAUGUUAUGAAGUUGGGAGACGCAUUGUUCGACUUGCUAUCUGAGGCUCUUGGGCUCAAGCCGGACCACCUAAGAGCCAUGGAGUGUGCCAAAGGAUGCACCCUGGUGUGCCACUACUACCCACCAUGCCCCGAGCCAGAGCUGACUCUGGGAGCCAGCACCCACUCCGACCCUUCCUUCCUCACCGUUCUCCUUCAAGACCAGAUUGGUGCCCUCCAAGUCAUACAUGAAGACCAAUGGGUUGAUGUCGAACCCAUCCCAGGAGGAUUAGUAGUAAACAUAGCAGAUCUUCUACAGAUUUUAUCAAACGACAAGUUCAAGAGCAUCCAGCACAGAGUGGUGGCCAAGAGGGCUGGACCGAGGAUAUCAGUAGCGUGCUUUUUCUCGGGACAUCUGACCGUACCUCCAAAGCCUUACGGGCCAAUCAAGGAGUUACUCUCAGAAGAAAGCCCCCCGGUGUACAGAGAGAUUACCUUAGAUGAAUAUGUCGGCAGAUUUUUUGCCGGCGGGCUUGAAGAGAAGAACAAACUUGAUUGUUUCAAGACACGAAAGGUAGCAGAUGCCUCAUUCUGA